AUGGGCCCCCCCGGCCCGGCCACGCGGCUCUUGCCCCCCCUCGUUCUGGCGCUCGCAGGGGUCGCCCGGGGCACCUUCACGGUGGCGGCCUGGCCGCGGGUGGCCGUGGUGGCCUUCGGGGGCUCGGUGACCGUCAACUGCAGCCGCAGCGCCUGCCCGGGGGACAACGCCACGCUGGGGCUCGAGGCCGCCCUGCCCGCGACCCCCGGGCCCGGGGGGCUCCGCUGGCAAAGCUUCCGGCUCCACAACGUGUCCCGCUGGAGCCCCGGCCCCGUCACCUGCUCCGGCCGCUGCGGCGCCGCCGAGGCCAACGCCAGCGCCGGCGUCCUCGUCUACCAGCUGCCGGAGCGGGUGGAGCUGGAGCCGGUGCCGGCGGCGGCCGUGGGGGACAGCCGGAACCUGACGUGCCGCGUGCGGGAGGUGGCCCCGCUGCAGAACCUGACGGUGACGCUGCGGCGCGGGGCCGAAACGCUGCGCACCGAGAGCUUCGGCCACGCCGAGGGCAGCGCCAGCGUGGCCGUGAGCCACCUGCUGACCGUCACCCGCGGCGACCACGGCCAGGACGUCACCUGCCACGCCGAGCUGUCCCUGCGGCCGCACGGGCCCCUGUUCGCCCGCGCCGCUGUCCCCGUCACGCUCUCGGUGUUCGCUCUCCCGGAGCCCCCCCAGCUCCAGGCCCCCGCCAUCCUCGAGGCCGGCGCCGUGGCCAACGCCAGCUGCCGCAUCAGCGGCGCCUUCCCGGCCGGCGACGUCCGUGUCACGGCCGCGCUGGACCAGGAGCCGCUGAACGUCACGGCGGCGGUGGCCGGGGACACGGUGACGGCCAGCACGGCGCUGUCCCCGCGCAGCCCCGGCCCGCGGGAGCUGAGCUGCACGGCCGCGGUGGCCACGACGGCGCGGACGGCGCGGAGGCAGCUCCACGUUUACCGAUUCCCCGCGCCCGCCCUGGAGCUGAGCCCGGCCCCGGCCGCGGCGGGCAGCGAGGUGACGGUGACGUGCCACGCCGGGGCCACCGAGCCGCCCGAGGCGCGGCUGCAGCUCCGCGACGCGGACGGCGGGGUCCUGGCCGAGGGCCCGCAGCCCCGGCUGCAGCUCCGGCUGCUGGCCCGGCGCGACGACGACGGCCGCGAGUUCCGGUGCCGGGCCCGCCUGGCGGUGGGCGGCAGCGUGGUGACCAAGGACGCGGCCGCGCGGCUGGCGGUGCUGUAUCUUCCCGAAAUCCCGGCCAGCGGCUGCCCCGGUAACCGCACGUGGGUGCGGGGGAGCCGGGAAGCGCUGUCCUGCCGCGCCACCGGCAACCCCGAGCCCACCGUGGUGUGCGGCCGCGACGGCGUCGCCGUGGCCACCGGCGAGCCCGAGCCGGUGACCCGGUCCCGCGCGGGGACCUACGUGUGCAACGCCACCAACGCGCUGGGGACGCGCAGCCGCCGCGUCACCGUCCGCGUGGAGUAUGAGCCCACGAUGUCCGAGUCGGGGUGUCCGGCACGCCGCGUCUGGGUGGAGGGACAGCGGCGGGAGCUGGAGUGUCGCGCCGACGGGGACCCCCCGCCCAGCACGCGCUGUGCCCGCGACAGCGGCCCCCGAGACGGCGGCACUCGAGAUGGUGGCACUGGAGACGGUGGCACUCGGGAUGGUGGCACUCGGGAUGGUGGCAUUCACCACGGUGUCCCCCGAGACGGUGGCAGCCACCACGGCGGGGCCGCCCGCGGCCGCGUGGUCACCCGGGCCGAUGGCGGCCGCUACGUGUGCAGGGCCAGCAACAGGCACGGGGUGGCCGUGCGGAGCGUCCUUGUCACCGUGGAGUGUGAGUGUGACACCGGCGAGGGGACACCGGGAGCCGUGCCGGGAUGGAUGGGAUGA
This is a messenger RNA of Agelaius phoeniceus (red-winged blackbird), 1860 nucleotides long. The record is from RefSeq and is a predicted model, not a curated record. NCBI's taxonomy places the organism in Eukaryota, Metazoa, Chordata, Aves, Passeriformes, Icteridae.